Molecule: messenger RNA, 783 nt
Organism: Rotaria socialis
Lineage: Eukaryota; Metazoa; Rotifera; Eurotatoria; Philodinida; Philodinidae
Source: the annotation of a GenBank genome assembly
AUGAAAUCCUAUCAGACUAAUGCAAAACUGCAUAAUCAUAAAGAUGUACAACGCGUUGCCGAAGCUCAACAAUAUCAUGCGAUUGAUGAUGAUCAGACAGUUGGAAUUAACGGAUUGCUUAAACGCUCACCCAAAUAUAAAUCGAGUUUUCUCACUGAAAUGUGUUGGUUAAUAAGGCGUUCAUCAAUUGACACAUUUAAAAAUCCGUCUAAGUUUCGUAUUCGUUUUGUUUUAUCAAUAAUUAUCGGUGUCCUAUUUGGUCUUCUAUUUCUACGAUCAGAAUAUAAUCAGCAAGCAUUUCAAAAUAUAUCAGCAGUUAUAUUUAUGCUCAUUAUUAAUUGUACAUUUUCAAACGUACAAGAUAAUGCCGAUGUAAUCUGGAAUGAGAACAGAUCGGUAUUAGCAUUCAUAGCACCAUCGCCUGAUGCUGCUAGUGCAAUGGUUAUUCCUCUCGUUAUUUCACUUUUCGUCUUCGUAGGUUUUUUUAUUAGUACAAAAACAAUACCUAAUUGGCUUAUUUGGAUAAAAUAUCUUUUGUGGCUUUAUUAUUCAAAUGAAAUGCGCUUAAUUAAUCCAUGGGAAGACGUUAAAUCACUCGAUUGUAAUCAAGUAGGUAAUGGAACUUGUUAUCGUAACGGUACUGAUGUGCUGGAUUAUUGUGUUUUCAAGAAGGUGCAUUAUAAUCGUAAUUUGGGUUUACUUUUUGCUCUCUUUAUUGUUUUUCGAUUGAUUAGCUUUGGAAUCUUAGUGUUACGAGCAAAAUUUCAACGAAAAGUUGGGUAA